This is a messenger RNA of Penicillium cataractarum, 1551 nucleotides long. RefSeq names its product major facilitator superfamily domain-containing protein. The record is from RefSeq and is a predicted model, not a curated record. The transcript has 6 exons. Gene Ontology annotation, cellular component: plasma membrane. Lineage: Eukaryota; Fungi; Ascomycota; Eurotiomycetes; Eurotiales; Aspergillaceae. Gene Ontology annotation, molecular function: dipeptide transmembrane transporter activity; allantoate transmembrane transporter activity. Gene Ontology annotation, biological process: allantoate transport; tripeptide transport; transmembrane transport. Bases 1 to 1551 code for a protein of 516 amino acids.
AUGGCCGAUACAGAAAGACAAGACUCACCUAUUCAGGAGGCGAAACAUGACUCAAGUACUCCACAAGUCGACGAGAUUGAAAAGGCAAAAGAGCAAUCGAUUUUCGGUGCCGAUGCAGUUGGAUACAAGGAAUACCAGGAAGGACUUCAUUUGGAGAUUUCCCGAAAGGAAAACUCGAAAAUCCGAUGGAAGAUUGACUUGGUCGUUCUCCCCAUCUUUCUUAUCACUCAAGCCCUACAAUUCAUGGAUAAAACCGCUCUGAACUAUGCAAAUCUCCUGGGAUACCAGACCACUCUUGGUCUGAAGGGUGACCAGUUCAAUUACCUGUCUGCGAUGGUCUACGCUGGCUACUUCUUCGGCCAGUAUCCCAGCGGCUGGUUAAUUGGGCGAUUUCCAGCCCAGCGCGUCCUCGGCGUGAGCUGCUUCUUCUGGGGUUUGAUGGUUAUCAUUCUCACUCAGUGCCGCACAUAUUCCAGUGCGCUUGCAGUCCGUUUCAUUAUGGGACUCUUCGAGGCGACUGUUACCCCGGGCCUUACUUUAAUGACAGGAUUCUGGUAUACACGUCAAGAGAUCCCCCUUCGCCAAUGUAUUUGGUAUUCCUCCUUAGGAUGGGGUGGGAUAAUUGGCUCGUACAUCACUUUUGGAAUCACUAAGCUUCCAGCAGAUUUCAUUCCGGCGCGGUGGGAGCUUAUUUUCUACAUCCUUGGCUCUGCGACUUGUCUCUGGGCUUUUGUGAUUUUCUUUGCGCUGCCAGAUUCACCUUCUAGUGCGUUUUUCUUGUCCAAAAAGGAACGAAUUCUGGCUGUGAAGCGUGUUGCAUCCAACGAGACGGGUAUCAAGAAUAAGGCCUUCAACAAGAAGCAGGGCUUGGUGGCCCUUGUCGAUCCAAAGUCUAUUCUUCUUUUUAUUUCAGUCUUUGCUGCUGCCAUUCCCAACGGUGUCAUCAACUCAUUUUCUACUAUCAUCAUCAAGGAUAUGGGAUUUACUACGACAAAGACAACCGAGCUCAAAUCAGUCGGUGAUGCCGUUCUGAUCGUCGCUUUGAUGAUUGGUGGCAUAAUAACGCUGAAUGUUCCAAACUCUCGUCUGCUGACCGCUACUGCUGCCAAUAUUCUGUGCGCCGUUGCUGCAGGGUGCAUGGCAUAUUUGCCUCGCUCUCAUACAUGGUCGAGAUUAGUAUGCUUUUGGCUCACUAAUGCGCAGUCGGUUGGGUUCACCGUUUCAAUGGUGACAGUCUCUUCUAAUAUGGCUGGUUAUACCCACAGAGCAAUGGCCAAUGCGAUGAUCUUUACUGCAUAUUGCUGGGGUAACUUUGCGGGUCCAUUUGUGGUCAAGCCGUCACAGGCACCGGAAUACAAAGGUGCUACCAUCGGACUACUUGUUGGAUAUAUGAUAAAGACCAUAUGUCAUUUAGCUUUACUAGCGUACCUAUUUACGGUGAACCGAUAUCGCGACUCCCAUUAUGGACCUGCGGACAAGGCGCAAAGCGACGAGGCUGGAAUGCGGGAUACAACCGAGUUUGAGAACAAGGAUUUCCGCUAUGUGUUGUGA